AUGUCAUAUCUCAAUGCUAAACGAUGGGAAAAUUUCCUUCGAGCAAAUUUACCACAAUUGGACAAGUUUUACUUGAAAAAAACUGUUCAUUUUGCUGAUGAUUAUCCCACACCGAUGUAUCUUGGAGAACGAAAUGAAUUUAGUUCCACAUAUUGGCUGGAAAAACGGUGGAUAUUCAAAGUUGAAAAUGAUUUCGAAAAUUUAAUCUCUUCAAUUAAACCAUAUAAAAAAAACUGGGCAGAUCUUCAUCUUCAUUGCAAAGAUUGUCAACAUGCCGAAUCACUUGUUGGACUUAUUUUAACUCAAAUUCAAUCAAAAGCGGAGGAUAAACUACGGUUAUUUUCAUUCGCGAUGCCAAAGAUUAACAAUAAUAUGGAUGAAUAUUUAACAAAAUUCAUCAGAGAAAAUCAAUUACUUGAUGAUUUUACUGUUGAACAGAUUAAAAAUGAUGUUUACAUCAAAUGGACAUCGUUUUAG
Molecule: messenger RNA, 477 nt
Organism: Adineta ricciae
Lineage: Eukaryota; Metazoa; Rotifera; Eurotatoria; Adinetida; Adinetidae
Source: the annotation of a GenBank genome assembly